GAGGAUCCGCUUUAUAUACGCGGCUGUCCACUCCCCCUUCCUCCCCCUUCCUCCUCCUCCUCCUCCUCCUCCUCACAUUAAAACCUCGGUUCUUCCCGCAUCUGUACCCUCCAACAGCGGCUCUGCUCCUCCUCGAUCCUCUGUGAUUCACCUCGCGAACUAGCCAUCAUGGUUUACCAUAAGGAGUUUGAAAGUGCCGGGAGGGAGCCAGGGCUGAAGGUGUGGCGCAUAGAGUCCAUGGACCUCAAACCGGUGCCCAAAAAGCUGUACGGCAGCUUUUACACCGGGGACGCCUACGUGUUGCUCUUCACCACCCCAGCACCUUCUUACAACAUCCACAUGUGGCUGGGGGAUGAGUGCUCACAGGAUGAGAGCGGAGCUGCAGCCAUCUUCUCCACACAGCUGGAUAGCUUCCUGGGCGGGGCGCCGGUCCAGUACAGGGAGGUGCAGAACCACGAGUCCAACGCCUUUCUGGGCUACUUCAAGUCAGGCAUCAAGUACCAGAAAGGGGGAGUUGCCUCCGGUUUCCAACAUGUGGUGACCAAUGACAUGAACGUGAAGCGCCUGCUGCACAUAAAGGGACGGAGGGCAAUCAGAGCCACAGAGGUGAACCUGUCCUGGAACAGCUUCAACCAAGGAGACUGCUUCAUUAUCGACCUGGGAAAGGACAUCUACCAGUGGUGUGGCAGCGAGUGCAACCGCUUUGAGAGGCUGAAGGCCUCAGAGGUCGCCAUCGACAUUAGGGACAACGAGCGGAAUGGCAGGGCAAAGCUGCACAUAGUGGAGGAUGGGAGCGAGCCAGAGGAAGUCCUACAGGCUCUGGGCCCCAAGUCCAGCAUUGCGCCCAGUACACCAGACGAUGAACAGGUGGACGCUUCCAACAAGAGGAAGGCUGCCCUCUACAGGAUCUCUGAUGUCACGGGUGCCAUGAAGGUGCAAUCUGUGGCUGAAUCCAGUCCCUUCAAACAGUCCAUGUUGUCUCAAGACGAUUGUUACAUUGUGGACAACGGGGUCGACAAGAACAUCUUCGUAUGGAAAGGUCCCCAGGCAAAUGCAGCAGAGCGUAAGGCAGCCAUGUCUGUGGGCCAGCACUUUAUCAGAGAGAAAGGAUACUCUGAUAAAACCCAGAUCCAGGUACUUCCUGCAGGAGCAGAGACGACUCUGUUCAAGCAGUUCUUCUGUGACUGGAAGGACAAGGACGAGACCACGGGACCCACCAAGGCCUAUGCCAUCGGCCGCAUCGCCAAGAUCAAGAAGGUGCCGUUUGACGCCAGCACCCUGCACACCAACAAAGCCAUGGCUGCCCAGCACGGCAUGGUGGACGAUGGCAAGGGCAAGGUUCAGAUCUGGCGGGUUGAGAACGGCGCCAGGGUUCCUGUGGAACCCUCCACCUACGGUCAGUUCUACGGUGGAGACUGUUACAUCAUCCUCUACAGCUACAAACAGGGAGGCCGCGAGAAGCACCUCAUAUACACCUGGCAGGGGCUGAAGUGUACACAGGAUGAACUGGGAGCAUCAGCAUUUCUCACAGUGCAGCUGGAUAACUCAAUGGGAGGAUCCCCAGUUCAGGUGAGGGUGACCCAGGGUCAGGAGCCUUCACACCUGAUGAGCAUCUUCCAGGGCAAACCUAUGAUCAUCUACACCGGAGGAACGUCACGCAAAGGCGGACAGUCGCACGCCAGCCCCACUCGUCUCUUCCACAUCCGACAGAGCUCCUCUGGCGCCACCCGAGCUGUGGAGGUCGACGUCUCCGCCUCCAAACUGAACACCAACGACGUGUUUGUGCUGAAAACCCCGAACGCGCUGUUUGUGUGGCGUGGCAUGGGCGCCAGCGACGAGGAAGUGAGCGCCUCCAAGCACGUAGUGGGCCUCCUGGGUGGCAGCCCCACCAAUGUGUCAGAGGGCAAGGAGCCAGCUGAAUUUUGGACCGCUCUGGGAGGCAAGAAGCCGUAUCAGACCUCCAAGAGCCUGCAGCAUGUGGUCAAACCCCCGCGCCUGUUCGGCUGCUCCAACAACACGGGAGUACUCAAGGCUGAAGAAGUACCAGGCGACUUCACUCAGUCUGAUCUGGCCACUGAUGAUGUCAUGAUCCUGGAUACUGGCGAUGAGAUCUACAUUUGGAUUGGAAACGACGCAAACCAGGAGGAAACGACGGGAGCUCCCAAAAUAGCAAAACAGUAUGUGGACUCAGACCCAUCUGGCCGCAAAGGUCUGCCCAUCAUCACCAUCAAACAGGGGGCAGAGCCUCCCACCUUCAUUGGCUGGUUCCAGGCUUGGGAUCCCAACAUGUGGGCGACAGAUCCAAUGGACAGAAUCCGGGCUCGCUUCUGAAUACGACGCCCCGGACUCUUUCACCCUGCUUCCUUACUCAUCUAGCACUACUCAUUCUUUUCCCGUUCUCUGCGUGCCAAAACCAAUCAUGAGUCAUUAAUCUGAAAGGCUGCCUCUGCAUCUCGGUCAUGGUGCAGUAGACUGGACUUCAUAAACUAGAAUGCAUCACAUCAACUGCCAUACGCUUCAUCCUAACUUUAAUAGAUAAAAGCGAAUUAAUGAUCAGUUGCAAGAAAGCUUGAUGCCUUCGUGUCUGCAGAAAAUACCCACAGAAAUCCUAAUAUGAAUAGCAAAUAGGGUACUUAUAUAGCUAUUUCAGACAGGUAAUUUGCUCCAGAACAACAGUUUGCUCCAUUACUCUACGCUGUGUUGUAUUUUUCUUUUCUUUUUUUUACCAGUACUGUGUUGUUGUACUAACUAGAAAUUGCAUGCUGCAUUUUUUCAUCCUAUUCUUUGCUUGGGGAUUUUUUUCUAUGAAAUACUCACUAAUGGCUUUAAAAUAAAAAAAAAAUCUGACAAAAAAAUCUAAAAA
Molecule: messenger RNA, 2863 nt
Organism: Betta splendens (Siamese fighting fish)
Lineage: Eukaryota; Metazoa; Chordata; Actinopteri; Anabantiformes; Osphronemidae
Product: gelsolin-like
Exons: 17
Coding region: 169-2331 (720 amino acids)
Biological process (GO): barbed-end actin filament capping; actin filament severing; actin polymerization or depolymerization
Cellular component (GO): actin cytoskeleton; cytoplasm
Molecular function (GO): actin filament binding; phosphatidylinositol-4,5-bisphosphate binding
Source: RefSeq, a predicted model, not a curated record